Messenger RNA from Pseudogymnoascus verrucosus, 1635 nucleotides. RefSeq lists its product as uncharacterized. The transcript is spliced from 2 exons. The record is from RefSeq and is a predicted model, not a curated record. Gene Ontology annotation, molecular function: L-iditol 2-dehydrogenase (NAD+) activity; zinc ion binding. The coding region runs from base 1 to 1635 and encodes 544 amino acids. Gene Ontology annotation, biological process: D-sorbitol catabolic process. NCBI's taxonomy places the organism in Eukaryota, Fungi, Ascomycota, Leotiomycetes, Thelebolales, Thelebolaceae.
AUGACUUCUCUCACCGAAGGAAAAAGCAACCUCUCCUUCAUCCUAAACUCUACCCUCAAUGUCUCCUAUGAAGAGCGCCCAAUCCCCACCCUCACCGACCCCCGCUCCGUCCUCGUCGCCAUCGCCUUCACUGGCAUCUGCGGCUCCGACGUGCACUACUGGCAACAUGGCUCCAUCGGCCCGUUCGUCCUCAAAUCCCCCAUGUGCCUCGGCCACGAAUCCUCAGGGACAGUCGCCGCCAUCGGAUCCGGCGUCACCACCCUCAAACUCGGCGACCGCGUUGCCAUUGAGCCCGGAACCCCUUGCCGCCACUGCGAGCCCUGCCUGAGCGGCCACUACAACCUCUGCCCCGAUAUGCGCUUUGCCGCUACCCCGCCGUACGACGGAACCCUCACUGGCUUCUACGCCGCUCCCGAGGACUUCUGCUACAAGCUCCCCGACCAGGUCUCCCUCCAGGAGGGCGCCCUGAUUGAGCCUCUCGCAGUCGCAGUCCACAUCACAAAGCAAGCCCAGAUCUCCCCCGGCGCCUCCGUCGUCGUCAUGGGCGCUGGCCCAGUCGGUCUCCUCUGCUGCGCCGUCGCGAAGGCCUUCGGCGCCACCAAAGUCGUCAGCGUGGAUAUCCAGCAGGAUCGUCUCGAUUUCGCAAAGGGCUACGCGGCUACGCACACGUUCAUGCCGCAGCGCGUUGCUGCUGAGGUGAACGCCGAUAACCUCAUUAAGGCUGCUGACCUCGGUGAGGGCGCUGAUUGUGUCAUCGAUGCCAGUGGCGCUGAGCCGAGUAUCCAGUCUAGCAUCCACGUCGUGCGCCGUGGGGGUGUGUACGUCCAGGGAGGAAUGGGGAAGCCGGAUAUCACCUUCCCUAUCAUGGCGUUGUGCACCAAGGAGAUUACGAUGAGGGGAAGCUUCCGUUACGGCAGCGGGGACUACAAGCUGGCCGUGCAGUUGGUGGCGAGUGGAUCGCUGGAUGUUAAGAGCUUGGUGAGCAGGGAAGUGCCAUUCAAGGAUGCUGAGCAGGCAUUCGAGGAUGUGCUCAAGGGGAGGGGAAUUAAGGUGUUGAUUAGGGGCCCAAAUCACGAGGGAGAUGAGAAGGCUUUGGCGAAGGGAGAGGAGAAGAAGGAGGAGGUUGAGGCUCCUGCCGCCGCUGCUGUUGCCGAAGAAGCCGUGGCUGAGAAGUCAGAGGAGGCUGCUGCUGCACCUGAGGCCGAGAAGGCCGAGUCCGCCGCACCAGUCGAGGCUGCUGCACCAGCUGAGGAGACCACCAAAUCCGUCGCCACUGAGACUGAGCCAGUCGUCGAAGCCGCAAAGGUUGAUGAGGCCACCGAGACCUCCGAGCCAGUCGUCGAUGUCGCAAGGGCUGGUGCGACCACUGAGGCAGCUGCAGCACCUGCAGCUGAGGGGUCCGCACCAGCUGUCGUCGAGGAGAAGGCUGAGGCAGUACCAGAAGUGGCUGAGUCCGCACCAGUGGCUGAGGAGUCCGCUCCUGUCUCCACUGAGGCACCUGCGGAUGCUGAGGCUGCGAAGCCAGAGGAGACUGCCGAACCAGCGGCACCAGUGGAGAUCCCGGAGCACGUUUCGGUGCUGGAUACUAUUCGUAAGAUUGAGGAGACGGCGAAGAAGACGGAUACGCUUGGUUAA